AUGAUAUUCUACCGUCAUUUUGCAGCGUUCGCUGCUAUUGUCACAUCUACUUCUGCUUCAUGUUUGUAUGGAACCAGUUUAGCACCACGUCGGGUCAAUCAUGAUGGCACAGUCCCAGUCGCAACGUUCAACUAUACUGGCGAAGGCGGUCCCUUACAUUGGGUUGGACUCAAUGCUACCGCCAACAGAGAGUGUGGGCAUGGCCAAACACAGUCUCCUAUCGUCAUCAGCACUCAGAUCAUUCCGCAGGUACCCAAAGGUUCACUUACUAUGAGCAUUCCCAAUGUCUUAUCGGCAGACUUUGAAAACCUAGGAUCCACUGUGGAGGUAAUCGCCGGAGGAAAGCUGAAGGCCAACGGCAAAGACUACGAGCUGGCACAAUUCCAUUUCCAUACUCCAAGCGAGCACCGAAUUGACGAGGAGUACUCCCCAAUGGAGGUUCACUUCGUGUUCCAAACUCCAGAAAAAUCGAUUGCUGUGGUUGCGUUCUUCGUGGAGUUGUCCCCGUAUGGCCGUUCUACUCCACUUCUGACUCAGGUGUUUGCGAAUCUGCAUCGGAUCACAACCCCUGGCACAGUCACAAAGACAAGGCGACUUGAUUUCUCAAAGCUCGUCAAGCUUUUUCAUGCCCAUGAUAUCUACACGUAUACUGGAUCGCUCACGACGCCUCCGUGCAGCGACAAGGUAGAUUGGUACCUCAGUUCCGCUCCACUCACUAUCAGUGUAUCGUCAUUCAACGCCCUCAAGAAGGUUGUCAAGUACAAUGCUCGUUACACUCAAAACUCACCCGGUCUAAAAAACCUGAUGGAAAUCGCUGCGCUGGACGUGGGAUGCCCCAGCAGCAGGACAUAA
This is a messenger RNA of Trichophyton rubrum CBS 118892, 852 nucleotides long. RefSeq lists its product as uncharacterized. The transcript is spliced from 2 exons. Bases 1 to 852 code for a protein of 283 amino acids. The record is from RefSeq and is a predicted model, not a curated record. NCBI's taxonomy places the organism in Eukaryota, Fungi, Ascomycota, Eurotiomycetes, Onygenales, Arthrodermataceae. Gene Ontology annotation, molecular function: carbonate dehydratase activity; zinc ion binding.